UCUCUCCGCUCCCAUUGGCCGGCGCGGGGAGGCGGUCAGCCAAUCGCGCGGCGCGGGGGGCGGGCGGAGGGGGCCUGGCAAGAUGGAGGAGUACGCGCGGGAGCCCUGCCCCUGGAGGAUCGUCGAUGACUGCGGAGGUGCUUUCACCAUGGGAGCGAUAGGAGGUGGCAUUUUCCAGGCCAUCAAGGGGUUCAGAAAUUCCCCAGUGGGUGUAAACCACCGGCUGCGGGGAAGCUUGACAGCGAUUAAAACCAGAGCUCCACAACUGGGAGGUAGCUUUGCUGUCUGGGGAGGUCUCUUCUCCAUGAUCGACUGCAGCAUGGUCAGAAUGAGGGGGAAGGAAGACCCGUGGAAUUCAAUCACGAGCGGGGCCCUGACUGGGGCCAUAUUGGCUUCAAGAAACGGCCCCGUUGCCAUGGUGGGAUCUGCUGCCAUGGGAGGAAUCCUCCUGGCUUUAAUUGAAGGAGCUGGUAUUUUGUUAACGAGAUUUGCCUCCACACAGUUCACGAACGGCCCCCAGUUGUCAGACGACCCCUCCCAGCUGCCGCCCUCCCCGUUCAGCGACUACAGACAGUACCAGUGACGGUGCUCCCGCUCGCGCUGCACCCGAGCUGUGAUCCAACCCCAGCUGUGAUCCAACGCGCUGGAGGACCCAGGUGUGUGUGUCUGUACCGGGGUCACCUCUCUCACUGGCCGCACCCACGGGACCUCCAGCGCUUUUCAGUGUAAAGCCGCACAGGAGAACUUUUAGAAGAUGACAAGUCUAUUUAUUCAUGAUAGAUUCCCUUGCUGUAAUGUUACACAUGUCUGAGCGAAUACAAGGAGGUUUAAGACAAGGACCAAACGGAGUCUUGUUGUCCUUUGGACGUGGACUGAAGGGAAAGUCUUCGGAGUCCUCUCUGGGAUGUGGUUGACCAGCCAUGGUGAACACAGCUGGAGUUUGGCCUGUUUCCCAUCGGAUUUGGGCUGCUAGACAUAUUUCAGCUUAAGGAAAAUAAUUAAUCUACACACAGUUCUACAUUCCUAAAGUGAUUAUUAUUGGGAGAAUGUGCAAGCCAGUGAAAAUUGCUUCCAGCAAUAGGUAUUUCACUGCUGUUCUUUAUUUUCUUGGCCACCCCCAUCCAGGCGACGCAUUCGCUGUCCCCAAAACCAGAGCAUGUCCAGACAGCUCAGGCACGGCCCCACAGCCCCUCCCCACAGCAGCAGGGACACGGGGAACAGGGACACAGCCACUCGUCGUGGGCUGUGGCACCAGGGGCCCUGCAGGCGCUUCUCCCUCACCCUCUGUCAGGUACCGGUGUCGGAAGCCUGAGCUGGGCUUUGCUCAGCUCAGCUCUUCCCUGCUAAUCCCCCAUGACCAUCCGUGCUGGACGGUCACUCUCAUGUCUCCACCUGAGGAGAAGCCUCAGAUUUCAGGUGUCAUCCUUCACCCCCCAGCAGCUUUUGGGGUCGGUUGAGCCCUUUGCUGUGUGGGUCCUGGUGGGUCCUGCUGCCCCACAGCUCAUUGCCCACCAAGGGGUUUCCUCCUGUUAUCGCAACGUCCCAGAGUUUCCUGCAUUUUAUUCCGACUGUCAGGGCCAUCCCGACUUGCUGCCACAGCAGGGGGAUCCUGCUGCACACCUGGGAGGGGACACGCUCCUGGGGACGCUCAGAGCAGCCCCUCCCCAAAAAACGAGGCAGACACCCCCAGCACGACACUGAACUAUUGACCUUUUAUUUCGAUCAGCUACAGCAGCUCUACAUUCCCCGAACACACUGUCCUUCCGCCACUACCACAGACAGCGCAGGAGCCGAGUACACUGCGGUGGCAGCGAGUCUUCUUAAAGCUUAGUAUUAAAUAUUAAAUAUUCUCUCAUUUAUGUUUACAUUAUUUUGUCAAGGAAAACAAACGAACAAACAAACAAAAAGACAAUUAAAUUACAGGAACCUGUGCCCUGGGCAGCAGCACCGGGGGUGGCUCCGCUGUGAGGGAUUCGCCAAAAAUCUCUUGCCCUGGGCCUGGUCGUGCGUGGCUGUGCUGGCUCCGGCGGUGAGCAGGCAGGGGGUGCUCAGGGGGGCCAGGGGACCCGCGCCCUUUGCUCUCGGAAAUCGGGGUGUCUGGGGAAGUGGGGGUGGCCCUGGUGCAGCUAAAAUGGGCUGGGGAAGGCAAGGCCAUGAUCCCACCUCCCCUCAGCCCCAACCCGUGUGUGGGGAAGGGGGUGAGGAUUUGGUCAACAAUUUUGCUACAGAAUUUUUGUUUCUUUUUUUUUUUUUUUCCUUAAAAAAAAAACCAACCAACCAACAA
Columba livia (rock pigeon) is the source of this 2284-nucleotide messenger RNA. RefSeq names its product translocase of inner mitochondrial membrane 17A (gene TIMM17A). The record is from RefSeq and is a predicted model, not a curated record. Lineage: Eukaryota; Metazoa; Chordata; Aves; Columbiformes; Columbidae. Gene Ontology annotation, cellular component: TIM23 mitochondrial import inner membrane translocase complex; mitochondrial inner membrane. Gene Ontology annotation, molecular function: transmembrane protein transporter activity. The coding region runs from base 83 to 583 and encodes 166 amino acids. The transcript is spliced from 6 exons. Gene Ontology annotation, biological process: protein import into mitochondrial matrix.